Molecule: messenger RNA, 165 nt
Organism: Nannizzia gypsea CBS 118893
Lineage: Eukaryota; Fungi; Ascomycota; Eurotiomycetes; Onygenales; Arthrodermataceae
Exons: 1
Coding region: 1-165 (54 amino acids)
Source: RefSeq, a predicted model, not a curated record
AUGGCUCAAACUACGAAAAAUUCCCCCGUCAACGAGACCUUGCCAACCUCCUCUGGCUCAUCGGCGGCAUCCUCCAUCUCUAAACCUAUCAAGGGCGUCUCGAAGCCGUGCUUCGGCUGUGGUUGUGGCGAUGAAGACUGCGAAUGUAUCUGCGUCGUCAUGUAA